GGUAUAAUUUCCAAAUUCAACAAGUCAUCCUUUUCCUCCAAACGUCCACUGCAUCCGGCAGCGACGACAAGCAUUGCGACGACGAUGGCGGUGGUCGACGCAUCCUUCCAGCACUCACCGCAGAAUAUCCUCAUUUUCCUUCUCAGAGUCCUCUCGCCAGGUCUCGUUCUUCUUUGUUCUUUAUCUUUGUUCUUACUUCGCCCUUACGCCCCUUCUUCGUUGUCUUCAUUGCCCAUCACAUCGGUGGUCGUCAGGUCGGAGCUACCCCGCCGGAGCACGAUCCUGCUCUUUCUUACUCUUACUUCUCUGACAUAUCUCGCUGACGGUCUUGCCUUCACGAUCUUUGCUGUCGUGACCAAGCAUUGGACACGCGAUACCGGUAUUGAAUUUAAUGCAGUACUUGGUCUUGUCGCAUUCUCGGGAUUAGCAGCGCUGGGAGCUUGGAAAGAUGUUCAAGGUGUCGAUGUUUGGUUCCGCAAACGAGUCAAAGCUUCUGUUGCUGCUGCUUUAAUAUUGGAUAUUUUAUUGGCGAUAUUCCUUGCCUUAAAUCUCUCAAAGAAAGAUUCGUCUUCCUCUCUUCCUCUUCGCGUCAUUCUCCAGAUUAUUUUCCCUAUCCUACGUAUAAUAUUUCUUCUCCCCUUGCUAGGGUCCCUAUUAUCUCCACGUAUCAUUUUCACCCCGGUGGAGGCGGGGAAUGGCCUUGAUGAAACUGCGGCCACGGAAUCAUCCUUCCUCCUUCCUCCGGGAGCCAACGCCAAUCCAUCCACUGGUCUUCUUGCUGUGCCAGGUCUCGCUGCCGGCGAAUCUGGCGAAUCUGCCAAGUAUGGGACAUUUCGUCCCAGUCGUUCCAUCUUCCAGAGGUCUAAUCCCACUACACGCGCACCAACUCCAUCGCCAUCGCAUAAGGGCGCAGACAAGAAACCAGAGGUCUCGUAUGAUCCCUCCUGGUCUGAGAUAGGAAGGCGUCUUAAGCGUCUUACGCCAUACCUAUGGCCGUCAAAGUCUCGUACAUUGCAAGUAUUAGCUCUUGUUUGUGUUGCCAUACUGGUAGUUGGUCGAGUCGUCAAUGUUGCUAUGCCUUUUGCCCUCGGAGAGCUUGUCAGUAUUCUGGAAGACAGAUCGUCAGAUCGUUCUCCGUGGCCCGUUUUAUUCCUCUAUGUCGCUUUGAGGUUCCUGCAGGGGAGUGGCGGUUUAGCAGCCAUUCGUGAUUCUUUUUGGGCACCUGUGAUGCAGUACUCUGACCGUGAAAUGUCGCAGCUUUCUUUUGAUCAUCUGUUAAAUCUAUCGUUUGCUUGGCAUACGCGACGGAAGACUGGCGAAAUCCUUCGUGUACUUGAUCGUGGCGCUGCUAUCAACCAUACGCUGGAGCUCAUUUUAUUUAAUAUAGUACCCACCUUCGUCGAUAUCGUCAUUGCCUUGGUGGUAUUUGUUGUCAAGUUCGAUUGGACUUUGGCAGUCACUAUUUUCAUGGUUAUCUUUGCAUAUGUGUCUGCUAGUGUCGUUUUGACGCAAUGGCGAACGAAGAUAAGGAGAAAGAUGAAUGAGCGAGACAUCAUAACACGCGGUAUACAUACCGACUGCCUUUUGAACUAUGAGACUGUCAAAUAUUUCUGUGGCGAAGAACAUGAAGCAGCUCGCUAUAGAAAUGCCCUUCGAGAGUACCAAACGUUGGAGUAUACGGUCAUGAUUUCCUUAAAUAUUCUUAAUCUCGUUCAAAACUUUAUCAUCACCGUUGGGCUCCUUGUUGGGUCGCUCAUCGUUGCAUGGAGCGUGGCUAACGGCCAAGCAAGUGCAAGUGACUUCGUCAUUUUCGUUACUUAUUUAGGCCAGCUUUAUGCCCCUUUGAACCAACUCGGAUAUAUUUAUCGCUCUGUGAACCAGUCCUUGGUUGAUACGGAGAAGCUUUUGAAGCUUCUCAACGAACCAACAGAAAUCAAUGACAAGCUCAACGCACCUGACCUUAUUGUACAGGAUGGCGAGAUAGAGUUUGAUAACGUUAGCUUUUCGUACAAUGAUCGCACGACGGCUCUCAGGGGUGUUUCAUUCAAAGUGCCCAAAGGCUCCUCUGUUGCCUUGGUUGGAGAAUCAGGUUCUGGAAAGUCCACUAUUCUCCGUCUACUGUACAGAUUCUACGAUUUGCAAGAAGGCCAAGGGAGAAUUCUCAUCGAUGGCAAAGAUAUCAGGGAUGUUACUCAGAAGAGCUUGAGGCAGGCCAUCGGGGUUGUUCCGCAGGAUUCCGUUCUAUUCAAUACAACUAUUGGAUACAAUAUUGGAUACGGCAAAUUCGGAGCCACCCCUGAAGAGAUUGAAGUCGCUGCGAAAUCAGCGCAGAUGCAUGAUCGAAUUAUGAGCUUCCCCGAAGGAUAUGAUACCAUUGUCGGCGAGCGCGGUGUAAGGCUGAGUGGCGGAGAAAAGCAGCGGGUUGCUAUCGCCAGGACUUUACUGAAAAACCCGCCAAUAUUGCUUCUGGAUGAGGCUACAAGCGCUUUGGAUACCUCCACUGAGAAAGAUAUUCAGAAGGCUCUAUCCAAUCUGAUCACUGGCCGUUCUUCGUUAUCGAUUGCUCAUCGCCUAUCAACAAUAUCUUCUGCGGAUGUCAUCCUGGUACUCAAAGAUGGACAGAUAAUUGAACAAGGUAGUCACAAAGAGCUGCUUGCCCGAGAUGGAAUAUUUGCAUCCAUGUGGGCAGAUCAGGUGUCGUCUACCGAGGAUCCUGCGUUUUCUCUCGGAGAAAUGAAGCAAGAUGUUGCACCCUAUUCCUAUUCUGCGGAACCUUCUGAACAUGACGACGAUGAUGGCCCAUUGGAACCGGCUGAGGCUAUUACAAUUGCUCCCAUCGUAAAUGAGCCAAUUAUUUCUGUUCUAAAGCCUCAUGCCAAAAACCCGGAGCAAGGGGAAGACAGUAAGGCCCCCAUCCCUCCGCCUCAGGAACCUCUUGAGUCUGCUGCCGUAUCUUUCCCCUCAUCUGAGGUCGCAGACACGCCUGCUACCACUGAUUUACCGUCCCCCGUGACAUUCCCCACCUCCGAGCCUAGGUCGGUUGCGUUACCGGCGGCAGAAGAGAGUGUGGCAGACUCACAACUUGAGUCUCCAAAGUCCGCCACCCCAGCGCCGGGAGUUACGUUUGAAACCAGUGGUGCUCCGUCGCGCAGCGGGACACCAGACCCGGAGACUGAGCCAAAGAGGAAAAGGAUUUCUUCUCAGAACUUCCAGAGACUUGCGAGGCGGAUCUCCAUCACAACGAGAAGACAAGGAUCUGUAUCGUCCAUGAUUCCUGGACUGAAGAAGGAUAACUCGCCGCGUGUAUCUGUCGAUGAAGGAGCCGGGAGCAGUCGAGGAGAGGGGAGCUCCCGAAACGAAAGCCCAACGCCAAGUGUCUCUGGCGAUGGAGACAAGAACAAGAAGAAGAAGGAGCGGAAGGAGCGGAAGAGGAGGAGUCUGAUGUGAACACGAUCUUUUCUUUUCUUUUCAUUUGCGCAUUGUUCGAUUUGAACCCCAAAUUCUGACUCGACGAUUUUCACGAAGGGUUAAUAACGUCCCAUACCAUAAUAAUGAUUCUUCGCACAUAUGUUCUGUUUAGUACUACAUCAUGGUUACAGUUGGGUUAUACUUAGUAACGGACCUUAGGAGGGUCAUGAGACAGGGAGGGUUAUACAAGAGCACGGACCAAUCGCAAGGUCUGCGACCGAGAUAGGAAAGACUAUAUGGGCGGAGUUGGAAUACGGUCUUAUAAGGACACGGUAUCAC
This is a messenger RNA of Guyanagaster necrorhizus, 3747 nucleotides long. RefSeq lists its product as uncharacterized. Gene Ontology annotation, biological process: transmembrane transport. NCBI's taxonomy places the organism in Eukaryota, Fungi, Basidiomycota, Agaricomycetes, Agaricales, Physalacriaceae. The transcript is spliced from 19 exons. The record is from RefSeq and is a predicted model, not a curated record. Gene Ontology annotation, molecular function: ATP hydrolysis activity; ATP binding; ABC-type transporter activity. The coding region runs from base 85 to 3447 and encodes 1120 amino acids. Gene Ontology annotation, cellular component: membrane.